CCCGCCCGCGGCUCCCCAGCCCCAGGCCGGGAGGUAGGAAGGCGCCGGCGGGAGUCGGGGAUCCUGCUUUGGGGCCCAGAUGGGGGAACCCCGGGCUGGGGCCCCCCUAGAUGAUGGCAGCGGCUGGACAGGAAGUGAGGAAGGAAGUGAGGAGGGCACCGGUGGCAGCGAGGGGGCUGGGGGAGACGGGGGCCCAGAUGCAGAGGGUGUCUGGAGUCCGGACAUCGAGCAGAGCUUCCAGGAGGCCUUGGCCAUCUACCCGCCCUGCGGCCGGCGGAAAAUCAUCCUGUCCGAUGAAGGCAAGAUGUAUGGUCGGAAUGAACUGAUUGCCCGCUACAUCAAGCUGAGAACGGGGAAGACCCGAACUCGCAAACAGGUCUCUAGUCACAUCCAGGUUUUGGCCCGAAGGAAAUCGAGGGAAAUCCAGUCCAAGCUCAAGGCCUUGAAUGUGGACCAGGUUUCCAAGGACAAGGCCUUCCAGACAAUGGCCACCAUGUCCUCGGCCCAGCUCAUCUCAGCACCUUCCUUGCAGGCCAAACUGGGUCCCGCGGGUCCUCAGGCCUCUGAGAUUUUCCAGUUUUGGCCGGGGGGCUCUGGGCCCCCCUGGAAUGUUCCAGAUGUGAAGCCAUUCUCACAGACACCGUUCUCCUUGUCACUGACUCCCCCAUCUACUGACCUCCCAGGGUACGAGCCCCCCCAAGCCCUCUCACCUCCUGCCCUGCCCCCACCUGCCCCGUCACCCCCAGCCUGGCAGGCUCGGGCCCUGGGCACUGCCCGGUUGCAGCUGGUGGAGUUCUCAGCCUUUGUGGAACCGCCAGAUGCAGUAGACUCUUACCAGAGGCACCUGUUCGUACACAUCAGCCAGCACUGCCCCAGCCCUGGAGCGCCCCCCCUCGAGAGUGUGGAUGUCCGGCAGAUCUAUGACAAAUUCCCGGAGAAAAAGGGCGGUCUGCGGGAGCUGUAUGAUCGCGGGCCCCCCCACGCCUUCUUCCUGGUCAAGUUCUGGGCGGACCUGAACUGGGGCCCGAGUGGUGAGGAGGUGGGGGCCGGCGGCAGCAGCGGCGGCUUCUAUGGAGUGAGCAGCCAGUACGAGAGCCUGGAGCACAUGACCCUCACCUGUUCCUCCAAGGUCUGCUCCUUUGGCAAGCAGGUGGUGGAGAAGGUGGAGACGGAGCGUGCCCAGCUGGAGGACGGGAGGUUCGUGUACCGCCUGCUGCGCUCGCCCAUGUGCGAGUACCUGGUGAAUUUCUUGCACAAGCUGCGGCAGCUGCCCGAGCGCUAUAUGAUGAACAGCGUCCUGGAGAACUUCACCAUCCUCCAGGUGGUGACCAACAGGGACACCCAGGAGCUGCUGCUCUGCACUGCCUACGUCUUUGAGGUCUCCACCAGCGAGCGGGGCGCCCAGCACCACAUCUACCGCCUGGUCAGGGACUGAAGGGGCGCCCCCAGAGUGGCCCACUCCUGGAAUACCCUCCUCCCAGGAAGGACCUCCAGCUUUCCUCAUGCUUAUUCGGGGAGGGGGCUGCUCCCUGCUAGAGGGGACCUUCAAAGCUGGGUGGCGAGUUGACCCAGCUGGGACUGAGAGGAAAGGACGCAUCCUGAUAUUGGGACCGCACAGGGGCAUCUGAAAGGACAGAUCACUCCAGAACAUCAGGGACUGGGGACCGGAAUGAGACAACUCUCACUACAGCACUGGGUUCUCAGUCUCUACCAGGAGGCACCCUCCUCCCUCUCUUCCGGAUGUUUCGGAGGGUCCUUGUACACAUUGGCUUGUCCCUCUCUCUGUUUCUCAGCCCCCCUUUCCCCAAUCUGCCUCUCCUUACCACCCUAUCCUGUGACCCUAAUAUCGAAUAUUGAAGGUUAACCCUUUCUGUGCAGGAGCAGAGCCAGGUGGGCCCUGGAAAUACGUUUUUUUUUAAUAUAACAAGAGAUAUUUAUAA
Equus caballus (horse) is the source of this 1940-nucleotide messenger RNA. RefSeq names its product TEA domain transcription factor 2 (gene TEAD2). NCBI's taxonomy places the organism in Eukaryota, Metazoa, Chordata, Mammalia, Perissodactyla, Equidae. Gene Ontology annotation, cellular component: transcription regulator complex. Gene Ontology annotation, biological process: embryonic organ development; hippo signaling; regulation of transcription by RNA polymerase II. The record is from RefSeq and is a predicted model, not a curated record. Gene Ontology annotation, molecular function: RNA polymerase II cis-regulatory region sequence-specific DNA binding; DNA-binding transcription factor activity, RNA polymerase II-specific.